Messenger RNA from Solanum verrucosum, 2065 nucleotides. RefSeq lists its product as uncharacterized. The record is from RefSeq and is a predicted model, not a curated record. The transcript has 6 exons. Bases 173 to 1813 code for a protein of 546 amino acids. NCBI's taxonomy places the organism in Eukaryota, Viridiplantae, Streptophyta, Magnoliopsida, Solanales, Solanaceae. Gene Ontology annotation, molecular function: ATP binding; protein kinase activity. Gene Ontology annotation, biological process: protein phosphorylation; regulation of mRNA processing; spliceosomal complex assembly.
UAGAAACCCUACUUCUUCUUCCUUGAAAAAAUAAAAUAAAAAUCUUCCCUCCCGUCUCCCUGUCUUAUUUGCAGGGCCUUCUCUUCUCUCACAGUGGGUUGAUUUUCUUCCAUUAUCACUGACAUCCGCUCCAGUAUUUGUGUGUUCGAUCUCUGUGAUAUUGGAUCGGUCGAUGGCCGAAGAAGAGGAGAGGAACGGCGGCGAUGGAAGUGAGACGAGUGACUACACAUCGGAGGACGAAGGAACGGAAGACUACAAGCGCGGAGGAUACCACGCUGUACGAAUCGGAGAUACAUUCAAACUCGGACGAUACGUUGUGCAGAGCAAGCUCGGUUGGGGCCAUUUCUCAACUGUUUGGCUCGCUUGGGACAUCCAAAAAUCUACAUAUGUAGCUCUGAAAGUUCAAAAGAGUGCUCAGCAUUAUACUGAAGCGGCAAUGGAUGAGAUUGCAAUAUUAAAGCAGGUUGCUGAGGGAGAUCCAGAUGAUAAGAAGUGUGUUGUGAAGCUAUUGGAUCACUUUAAGCAUUCUGGUCUUAAUGGGCAGCAUGUUUGUAUGGUAUUUGAAUACUUGGGAGAUAAUCUUUUGACACUUAUCAAGUAUUCAGACUACCGAGGGCUCCCUAUCCACAAAGUUAAAGAAAUAUGCUUUCAUGUUUUGGUGGGUUUGGAUUAUUUACAUCGCAAACUUUCCAUCAUACACACAGACUUAAAGCCAGAAAAUGUGUUGCUUCUAUCAAUGAUUGAUCCAGCUAAAGAUCCUACAAAGUCAGGGACUCCUGUCAUUCUUCCUUCCAAUAAAAGUAAGAUUCUCUCUGAAUCUGGGGAUUCUAAAGCUGUGAAGAGUUUAAAUGGUGACCUGACCAAGAACCAGAAAAAGAAAAUUCGAAAAAAGGCUAAGCGGGUAGCUCAAAAGUGUGCCGACAAGGAAGCUUCUGAGGAGACUGAACCACAUAAUGAAACUAUUGGUCCUGAAGACUCUACUUGUGAUGAAAAACCUGAAGCGAACUCAGUUGAGGAACAAACUAGUAUUGAAGCCAGUGGAGAUGUCUCAACAAAGGAAGGGCGCCAAAGAAUUCAGAGACAUAAACGAGGCAGCCGGUCUGAUAGGCAGAAGCUAUUGGCUGAUGUUGACCUUAAGUGCAAAUUAGUUGACUUUGGUAAUGCAUGUUGGACGUAUAAACAAUUUACAAGUGAUAUCCAGACAAGACAGUAUAGAUGUCCGGAGGUUAUACUGGGCGCUAAGUAUUCUACUUCAGCAGAUCUUUGGUCCCUUGCUUGCAUUUGUUUUGAGCUCACCACAGGUGAUGUUCUUUUUGAUCCUCACAGUGGUGACAAUUAUGACAGAGAUGAGGAUCACUUGGCCCUCAUGAUGGAGCUUCUGGGGACGAUGCCACGCAAGAUUGCCUUAGGUGGACGCCAUUCAAGAGAAUUUUUUAACCGAAAUGGAGAACUGAGGCACAUCAGGCGCUUGCGGUUCUGGACUCUCAGUAAAGUGCUCAUGGAAAAGUAUGAUUUAUGCGAACAAGAUGCGAAUGAGAUGGCAGAUUUCCUUAUACCUAUGCUCGACUUUGUGCCUGAGAAAAGACCGACAGCAGCUCAAUGUCUUAGUCAUCCAUGGAUUACUGGAGGCCCUCGACAUCUUACUUCUUCGACUAAUUCUCUAUCUGAAGCAACUGAAAACCAUGGUCCGAAGAACAACCGAGAGAAGGAUGAAAGGGAGGCAAUGGAAGUUAGAGUGGGUAAUAUUGCAAUUGAUGGGGCUCCAGGCCCAGUCAAAGCUUCUCAAUCUUCAAAUCUUGCUAAGAAGACAUAGUUGACUGGUCCAGGUGAAUGCAGUGCUGUGAGCAUUUGGAAAUUGAAGGAAUGACUCCUUUGCUUCACUGUGGGUAGAAUCGUACAUCCUUACAUGAACUGGGAGCAGGCAGGUUUAAACAUGUACCGAAGCAGCACGUUGGUGUUGGUUUGGUGAGUGAAACAGAUUCUUUUGGUUGUAUAACUUUUGGUGGACAAUUUAUGAGCCACCCUUCGAUUGGAUUCUUAUUAUUUUGGCUUUCCUUUGAUGAUG